GCACUACAGAGGAAGCGUGCGUGAAGUGACGUCACCGGCGUGUUGUGGGGAAGGCUGGAGGAAGAUGGCGGGGUCCAAGGUGAAGCAGGACAUGCCUCCUCCGGGAGGCUAUGCUUCGUUUGACUAUAAGAGAAAUCUCCCGAAACGAGCACUCUCUGGAUAUAGCAUGUUCGGUAUAGGCAUCGGCAUCAUGGUGUUCGGCUACUGGAGGCUUUUCAAGUGGAACAGAGAAAGAAGGCGCCUGCAGAUUGAGGAUAUGGAGGCCCGGAUAGCUCUGAUGCCCCUGCUGCAGGCAGAGCAAGACAGAAGGACCUUACGAAUGCUGAGGGAAAAUCUAGAGGAGGAGGCGAUUAUCAUGAAGGACGUUCCUGGUUGGAAGGUCGGUGAGAGCGUCUUCCACACAGACCGCUGGGUCACCCCCAUGUCAGAGGAGCUGUUCAACCUCCGGCCUAAUGAGGAGCUUUUACAAAAGCGUUUCGGCUUCAUGUGGUACGUGUAAAACACCAGCGCUACAAACCACCUUCCACAGCCAGAACCACGUGGACCUGAUCCCCGGCUCAAUUCAGCUUGUAAAUGUUCAAUAUUAAAGUUUUUUUUGCCUGUACCUCA
Molecule: messenger RNA, 609 nt
Organism: Acanthopagrus latus (yellowfin seabream)
Lineage: Eukaryota; Metazoa; Chordata; Actinopteri; Spariformes; Sparidae
Gene: ndufa13
Product: NADH:ubiquinone oxidoreductase subunit A13
Exons: 5
Coding region: 65-499 (144 amino acids)
Source: RefSeq, a predicted model, not a curated record